AAUCCCUGACUCCUGUGGGCUGCGGCAGCUAACUUUCUAAGGGAGGCGUCCGCCAGCCUCCCCAGUAGCCCUGACCCACUAACCCCAAAUAAAUAAAUGGGGAUGGACAGGACCCCGCCCCCCCAAAGGGAACUGUGCACCCAGCCGGUUCUGUCUCCGAUUCUCACUGCUUUGGGCUCCUCGCGGGCGCUGAUCCGGGUUGAAAUGAACCUCUUCAUUCGCCCAAGCUAGAGGAGGGAGGGAGGUGACAGAGGCGGGGGCAGACAGCGGUGUGUGUUAAGUGUCUAAACAAAUACUGAUCUGGUUAGGAAGGUCUCCCCGGGAAUAUGAUUCAUUUUCCCCCGGUCCUCCCCGAACCGCCCCCAUCAGCGACUCCGGUCACUUAACCAGGAUUCCGCCUCCUUUUGUAGCGGUUUGUCCCGUGCUGGGGCGUAAUUUGUGACCCUUCGGAAACCAGUCGUGCAAGAUUCAUAUAUUAAAAGAUCGUGCUGUUUGGCGGGGUGAGGAGCAGGGUGGAGAUCCAGGGUUUUGCUGGCGGGUGAUGGGGAGUAAUUGGAAGGUAUCCCGGUGACAAUUCUCUGGCAGCCUGGUGCGCGGCGCUCUCCCCUCGCCGGGGACAUGGACUCCGACGCUAGCCUGAUAUCCAGCAGACCUUCCUCCCCGGAGCCCGAUGACCUCUUCCUCUCUGCGAGGAAUAAAGGCAGCAGCGGGGGCUUCUCGGGGGGCACAGUGUCCAGCUCCACCCAGAGCGACUCCCCUCCGGAGCUGAGCGCCGAGCUGCGCAGCGCCAUGAGCGCGGCCGGGGUGGUGGUGGUGGACAAGCUGGGUUUCAAGUCUUCUUCCUCCUCCUCGUCCUCCUCGUCGUCCUCCUCCUCCAAGAAGGACAAGAAGCAGAUGACGGAGCCCGAGCUGCAGCAGCUGCGACUGAAGAUCAACAGCCGGGAGCGCAAGCGGAUGCACGACCUGAACAUCGCCAUGGACGGGCUGCGGGAGGUGAUGCCCUACGCGCACGGGCCCUCGGUGCGGAAGCUCUCCAAGAUCGCCACGCUGCUGCUGGCGCGCAACUACAUCCUCAUGCUCACCAACUCGCUGGAGGAGAUGAAGCGCCUGGUCAGCGAGAUCUACGGCGGCCAUCACGCCGGCUUCCACCCUUCCGCCUGCCCGGGGGGCAUGGCCGCCCACUCCGCCCCGCUCCCGGGGCACCCCGGGCACCCCGCCGCCCACCCCGUGCACCACCCCAUCCUGCCCCCCGCUGCCGUCUCCAGCGCCUCCUUGCCCGGCUCCGGCCUCUCCGCGGUCAGCUCCAUCCGACCCCCGCAUGGGCUCCUCAAGUCGCCUUCGGCCGCCGCCGCCUCGGCCCCGCUGGGCAGCAGCUUCCAGCACUGGGGAGGAAUGCCCUGCCCGUGCAGUAUGUGCCAGGUGCCCGCUCCGCCUCACCACCACGUCUCCAGCAUGAGCACGGCCAGCCUGCCCAGAUUAACCACCGACACCAAAUGAACCCCCGCGGGACCCGCCGCCAGUGGGGCAGGGGAGGGGGAGAGAAUCUGCCGAAACAAGGUGGGGAAUGGGGAGAGAGACUCCAGCUUCGAGCCCCGAGGACACGCGGGCACAUUUUUUGGGACACAGACUCUAUGGGGGGGGGGCUCCCUUAAAAGCACAGGCACAUACAAGGACUUACAAGGACAUACCGGUCUCAGCCAAGUUUUUUAAACACACCCUUCCCCCCCCCGACCCCUCACUACAGGUUGGUCCCAAGGCCACCCGGGGCACCUUCAGGCAUGUUCCAUACUGAGAUAGACUAAGGACACUCAAUCCCUGAAGCCCACCAGUGAGAAAGAUGAACAAAACCCAAUUCCUCUUCCUGCAAACGUCUCCACGCAGAACUGAUCCUCUCUUCUCCAGCAGUUCCAGCAGGGAAUGGAGGCCAGCGUUACGUACAGUACUUGAUGUUUUGUCCAAUCUCAAUAGCAAGUGUGUAAACCCACAGAGCAUUUUUUAAAUAAAUAUAUGUGCAUCUUUUUAAACUUUGAUAGGAGCUGAAAAUAGCUAUAGCCUCUCCUCCUCGAAUGACGUAACCAAAAUGGCAUAGGAUUUUUUGUUUGCUUUUCUCUAUUGUUUUUACAUAGUCCCUUUCAACAUUUUCUGGUUCAUAUCCUAAGACAUGCAAAGUGGUUAUUCCGAGCACCGGGCUGGUGCCUUCCUACCAGCAUAAUUUGCAAGAAUGAAGGCUUUUGAUGUAAAUGUAGCCUGCAAAGUUUUCUAGGGUUUGGAUUUGUAAAUAUACUGUCCAAUGAUUAUGUAAGUCCGUUAUGCUUGAGCUUUCUGUUUGUGCACUUGUACAGGAAACCUUACGAAUGGUAAAGGAUUUUUUGUUUUGUUUUAGUGUAUAACACGUUUUUCUUUUCUGCCACCAUUAACAAAGUUACAAAACUCUUUAAUGUGCUUUCGAUGUAGGAACUCCACGCUGCCUGUGCUGCAAUACUGAGAACUUGGGCUUGUUUCUGAAAUAACAAUGUUCCCUAUUACUGCCCCUUGCAGAGAUUUUAUCAUCUGUUUAUUUUUGUAAAGAAAGUUGCUAAAUAAUAUUUAUUACUUGUUUGGUUGCAAAAACAAAACGAGUGAUCCACUGUUGAGAUUUUAAAUAAAAAACAUUUUAAGUAAA
This is a messenger RNA of Caretta caretta (loggerhead turtle), 2662 nucleotides long. It is a transcript of the gene OLIG2, whose product is annotated as oligodendrocyte transcription factor 2. The record is from RefSeq and is a predicted model, not a curated record. Gene Ontology annotation, biological process: oligodendrocyte cell fate specification; oligodendrocyte differentiation; axon development. Gene Ontology annotation, cellular component: nucleus. Gene Ontology annotation, molecular function: DNA-binding transcription factor activity, RNA polymerase II-specific; protein dimerization activity; E-box binding. NCBI's taxonomy places the organism in Eukaryota, Metazoa, Chordata, Testudines, Cheloniidae.